Hylaeus volcanicus is the source of this 4232-nucleotide messenger RNA. RefSeq lists its product as uncharacterized. The record is from RefSeq and is a predicted model, not a curated record. The transcript has 12 exons. Lineage: Eukaryota; Metazoa; Arthropoda; Insecta; Hymenoptera; Colletidae. The coding region runs from base 322 to 4224 and encodes 1300 amino acids.
GGUCGUAUUGCUUUUCAAUCUUCUUAUACCUUGAAUACAUUUCAAGAUAUUAUUGCAGGCACCUGUGCUUGCGCUUAUAUCAGUUCAUCAACCUCCAACCAAAACGAUGUUUUACCUGGAAUCCAUGUUGUGUCAUGUCUUCAAUCGGAAUUAUCUUUUUUAAGUUAUCCUUAUCUUAUUCGUAGUUUUUCUUUUUUGUUAAAAUUACUAAUUCAUUGUUUCACGAGUGAUUUAACAGAUUCUGUUAAGCAUCCAAUCCAUUCACAAAAACAUAAAAUUGUACCACCCUCUUAUGGUAUCAAAAAAUCAUGGAAUUCUAUUAUGUUACAACAAUUACUCAAUUUACCCGAUUUUGUCUCUUUUUUACAAUUCUUUAUGGGAAAUGUCGAAAUGGUCACUUUGCUCUUUCAAAAUGAAAAUGGUGCUUUACUUCCUUCCUCUUUAGCUUCUCAAUUGUGUCCUAUGUGGUUUUCCAUCUUACAAGGUCGAGAAUUAUUUCAGGUUCUUCCAAGUCCUUUAUGUGCACAUUGUUCAACCAAUUCUCAUCAUCCAUUUCCAACAAAUUCAACGCGUUCCGUUCCUUUUGAUUGUUCUCUUGUUAAUUCUAACAUUUCUCCUUCUGAUACUUCACAAAAAAUAUUCUCAAAUCUUUUAUCCUUGUUAUUUGGUUCCACCGAUUCAACACGCUUUCAUCAAUCCACCAAUGUAUGCAAUGACACAUUGGUGACUUCAAUGAAGACAUUUCAAAGUGGGCAUAAUUGUUUGAUGGGGUACCGUGGAAUGGUCGUCUCCUUAAGUUUUUUUUUUUUUGGUAAUCAUUUAUGGCAUAAGGUAAUUGAAAAAUAUUUAAAUACAACUGUUUCUCCCUCUUUAUCAAUACAACAAGUAAAAGACUAUAUGUUAGAUACAUUUGGGUUAAUUGAAUUAAUGUCUGUUCUUUUGGUGGAAUUUGACAUUUUACGACAAAAAGAAAAUAUUCUGGUUCAGUUCACUCGUCUUUAUCAAAUAGCACGCAAUUCUCCACUGUUUCUCAUGCAUUUGGAUUUAAUCAAGUCUUCUUCGCAAGGAACUCAAACCACAUUAACGAAAUUCAUUCCUUUUAAAGUGUUUCUCUCACCUACGUUAACUUUGCUACAUUUAGUGUUAAGUACGCGUGAAGAUUUAAAUGGUCGUGGACGUGAUUUCCUUUUUUGCCCUUCCUCUACCGAGGCUUCCCUUACAUAUGUUGGUGCAUUACUUGAUUUCGUUAUUCAACAAUUCACUGGAAAUUGGCAUAAAAGUGAAUCUCUUUUAAAACAAGAUAGAUUAACAUUUUCUAAUACUUUGGAAGAUAAUGCUACACAACCUUUUCUGCAUGUGGAACCUGCACUUGCUCAUGGAUCUUCUUUCUGUAUCUCUUCCCUAUCUCAAGAAAUUCCAAAUGUCGUCAAUUUGGGUUCAUUACAACAGAGUGCUUUGGAAUCGUCAGUCCUCACAUGCGGCUUACCAAAUUGUUUCCAAUUAAGACUUUUACAAAAUGAUUCAAACCACGCAACUAUUCAUUCUUUGCUACUGGAAGUGUUAUUAAAAUUAUGCCUCAAUUGUUCAACGACAAUACAAUUGCAUAUGUCCGCCACAAUGACAUCACCGUCCCAAUAUGGGUUUCAAAAUUUCACCGAUUUUUGUCGAGCCAUGUCUCUGUGUCAUUUACUACUCCGUUAUUGGUUUUUUUAUCUAGCGCAUUAUAGCGUAGAUUCAUUGGAUUUGGAUCAAAUGAUUACACCCUUAGUGACCAUUUUUGAUACACAUUUAACCGAUUUGUCAACAGCUACAACCACUUUAUUAAAGUCCCUUGUGAUUUAUAAAGAUGACUUGAACACUCUUGCGCAAUUACUUUCUUAUCAUUCACACUCCCUCUGUAAACGGCAGAACACUUUCCAUACUUUUUUUGAUACAGCGCGACCUGCGUAUUUCCUUUUGAACGUCACUGCUCCUAUUUUAUUAUUAUCUCUUUGUUGUACCAUUUUAAAUCUAAUCAAAAAUUUCAACGUCCUUUUCCUUAAAAAACAAACAAAAACAAAAGAUUCACAAGAUCACCAUGGGUCCUUAAUAGAACGAUUUCUUUAUACACUAGAUGAAAAGAAAUGUUCUGACAUGCAUUUAACUUAUCGUUUAAUGAUUUUAUUAGAAAACAUUUCAAAACUUCCAGGCAAUUUUAGUAAGGCUAUUGAUGCAGCUCAUUUACAAUCACGUCAACCCACUGGGCUCAUGGACGAUAUGAUGACUAUGAAUCAAGCUUAUCGUUUAAUUUGGGUGCCUUACGAAAAUUAUACACAAAGAUUUACAAUCCAGAUUUCCUUAAUAGGUCUAGCUUUCUUGAAUCUCGUUUUACGUUGCCCCAUUAAAUUAGACCCCAUUGAAAUGUCUUCAAUAGCAUCCCAUUUAUAUCGUCUGCCUGGCAUUCAACAAUUCACACGUCGUUUGCAUAAAUCCAAUUCUUAUAAAUCCGUUUCAAACCAACGUUAUUCCGUUCACAAAACGUUACAAACGGAUGAUUAUUGGAGACCCGUGUAUGAACGCUUUUUUAGUGAUACCCAAAAAGAAAAAGAUCAAGUAUUUUAUGAGCCAUCCAUAAAGCAACAAGACACCACACAACCAUGUCGACCAUUGCGCUCUAACGCUCAUAUUAUGUGGUGCCGGUGUCUUUCACAAAUAUCCCUUUUCAAUGGUACCAGUAUUGUGCAUUGUCUAUUACAAUUUAAGGAGCGCUUUCAUUUCGUUGCCACCACUGUGACGCAAUCCACGCAGCUCGGUGUGCUAGAGGAAUUUUUUUUAUUAACAAAAUUGUUAGCUAAAAUGCCUUCUUUAGAACAAAUUGAGCCACCCACCGACAGAGAGUCCAUCUUAAGUUUGGUUUUCAUCACAUUAAAAGCUGUGAGUCAAUUAACACAACUUUGUUUAGCGCGAGGUCAAGUUGAAAUGUCCGAGCUUUUCAAGCCAUUUUCACCACGGGAAGUCGCCGCUGCGAAUAUCUCAGAUGCGUAUCUUUACAAUAUGGAAAAGAUGACGAAUGAGACUUUAGAUUAUAGCACUGCUGUGUUAAGCGGGCAACCUGCUUCGGUCCCUUCCAUUUACCAUCAAAGGGUUUUAGUGUUAAUUUUGAAAAUCAUUCAAAAUGUUUUAACUUGUCUUCGAGUCUUACAAUUAGAAACAAUGACGCAUCUUGAUUUCAACUUAUCAAAACUUCACUUGAGCAAUACAAGAAAUUCAAUGGGAUCCAGCGCAUUCAGUCUUUCAGAAAAUUGUACUAGCGUAUUUGGUGACAUCUUUGAGACUCUGUUUCACGAUGUUCUUGAUAUUGGACGCAUCAUUCUUCAAUCUUUAGAAGACUUGUGGAAAACUCAAAAAUGUGUAUUUAAUGCAAUCUGUACAAGGAACAAUUCGAGUGUUGUGUUACCGAUUUCAUUGGACCUUCGGUGUGAAAAAAGCACCGAUCAUUCUCUUUUACUAGCCUGGCAACGGCACAGAAAAACUUUUGAAACACCUAACGAGCCUAAUGCUUUAAAACCAAGCAUGGCAACCUCUUAUGAACCAUUAGCGUUUCCUGCAUCCUCUAGUCAUUCGCGACUUGACAUAGUACCAAAAACGCGAGACGCAAGCAGAACAACAACACACUUGACGGGAAAAACAGAUUCCACACGUCCUCGCAUUUCUGCGUCCAAAAUGGCUUUAAAUCCAUUACACCCAGGCACGACAGUGCCUCAUAUUCGUCAAUUUUCAAACAAUGGUGCACGUUCUUGCUGCCCAUUUAACGUAUUUCAAAGCUUACUAGUCGUGGACGACAUGACUCUGCAAGCCGACACAAUUUUGACGGAUUGUUUACCAAUGUGUGUAACUUUUGCAAGUCUUGAGAAUCUUAUGGAAACGAUUGUGGCCUUAUCAGUGUUCUUUGCCUUUACAUGUUUUCAAAAGUUAACAUGCUUAACAAAUACUUCGACAAGCACAUUGCAGGGUACUACAGUGUUGUGUGAAAUUGCAUCCACAAAAAGAGUCAAUCCAUCUAACAAUUAUCACUCUGUUUUUGAGUGGCCCUCGGUUGUGCGUCGUUUAACAGAAUUUUUCAGUACCCUUCAGAACACUGGAAUUGAACGUUUUGACUCCUUAAAUAACGUCAUUAAAAAAAUGAUGAAAGUUAUUAGUUUACGUUUAGGCGAUGAUCCCAAAACGUUACAAAAAGAGUUUUAAUGCCAUCU